AUGGGUAUGCAGGAUGAAGGACCACACGCGGGCUCUUCUCUAGCAAUUGUAUAUGAUAAAAAGUGGUUCCUUACCGCCAUCUCUUCGAAGCUCCGCCCACGUUUGGGCACGCAGGCCUGGGGCAGUGUUAGCAACCAGCAGGGACCCCCACCAGCGACCUCCCUCCCGCACCUUCAGGUAGUUCUUGCCUGCCUGGCCGCCAUGGCCGUCGCCGCCCCCCAGCCCCAGGACUCCCCACCUGUGGCCAUCCUCCGCGACGACCGUCAGGACUCCGGCGACGGCAACUUCAACUACGCCUUCGAGGCCGAGAACGGCAUCUCCGUGGAAGCCUCCGGCAGCCCUGGCUCAGAGGGUCAGAGCAACAUCCAGGGCGUGUACAGGUUCCCCCUCGACGACGGCACCGUCGCUGAGGUCCGUUACGUCGCCGACGAGAACGGCUUCAGGCCCGAGUCUCCGCUGCUGCCCACGCCCCACCCUCUUCCCGCCCACGCCCUCGCACAGGUCCGCUUCGCCGAGGACCAGCGCGCCCGGGGCAUCACCUUCAAGUGA
Procambarus clarkii (red swamp crayfish) is the source of this 549-nucleotide messenger RNA. The record is from RefSeq and is a predicted model, not a curated record. NCBI's taxonomy places the organism in Eukaryota, Metazoa, Arthropoda, Malacostraca, Decapoda, Cambaridae.